GUAUUUCAUGGCUUUAUUUCGUCACCCACGCAUUAUUCGUUGAAGACACAACAUAAAUACCAUAACUCCUUUAUCACCGGUAUAAUGGAAUGAAUCGCGAUAUGGAGCAUCUUCGACCAAAAAAUGGAACCAUGUGAGGCAGAUACUCACUCGUAAAACUUGGCUAUUUAUGACCCAAGUUUUCAUGAGACGAAACAGUUGCUAUGAAUGUACAGAAUCAGCCUCUCAUCCGUAACCUCCGGCUGAACAUUCAUGGUAUAGUAAUCAUGGCUCCAGUAGUGGUCAUCAUCCACAAAGAUCGCAAUACCAACGAUCCAUGGCUCUUCUUCAUCUCCCUCGGCCUGACCGUCCAAAAAUACAACGGACAUUUUUCGGCCUUGUAAUUGAAACCCGUGACCAUUCACCAGGAUGAAGAGAACUAGCAGCAGCAGAAUAUAAAAACUCGUUAAUUCUUUUCGAACACGCUGCCCCUUCAUGAGACGAAACAUGAUCCCCACUUUCCUGCGUGGGCUAUGCGCAGCUUUGGCUGUAGUUAGUGCCGUCGCUCAAUCAUCGGACGCUGCGGAUGUUUUAAUCGCUCACGACGAUCCUCUCAUAUUCUACAACGGGCGAUGGGAUGUUACACCAGAGACUUGGUGGACUGGCUCAGGGUUCAAAUUACAUGUCGACAAUUUGUCGUCCUUGACCUUGAAUCUCGGUCCAUAUACGUCUGACCCUGUUGCAUUGGGCAUAUCCGUCAACUACGGGACUUUUUUCACCAUGAAUGCCACUCAAGGGGCCAAUGCUAUCCCUCUUGGUUCCAUUCCCACCGGGACUUCGACGAGUGUUAUCAGAAUUAACUCUGAGGGGUGGGAAGAGAAUAAUAUGAAUCUUGAGAGUAUUCAGCUUAACGCUGGUGCUCAAUUACUCGAGUAUGAGCCUUCCAAGCUUGCAUUCCAGUUCAUUGGUGACUCGUUAUCUGCGGGUCAAUAUGUACCGGAAGGUGUCGAUCAAGCGUGGCCUUUCCUCACCUCCGAGUAUUUCAAGGCGGAACAUAAUAUUCAAGCACAACCCGGAAUAGCGCUGACGGAUAUCGAUUCAUAUGGCAAUGUGCACGGGAUGAGCUAUCAAUUCUUCCAAACGGAGGAUACCCAGUAUUACUACGAUGCUCUCCACAACUACACGACUCCUUGGGACUUUGCUAGAGAUUACCCAGCUCCGACGCAUGUUGUUGUAAUGAUUGGUGCGAACGAUAGCGGGAACAAUGUGACCUCCACCGUCUUCUAUGACACCUAUCUCGAAUUCCUCGCAAGAAUACGAACGAUCUACGUCACCCAGCCAUUCUUCAUAUUCCUUCCAUGGGGUUGGCCGAGUGCUGAUGCGCCCCCGGCUCCAUACUACGUUGGAAUAUAUCAAGAAGUAGUAGACUAUCGACGGUCGAUCGGUGAUGAAAAUAUAUUCCUUGUUAACUCGACGGGAUGGGUCGAAUACAGUGACGUUUAUCCUACCAAUCUGCACCCGACUCCCGAAGGUCAUGAGAAGAUUGCAGGGUACUUUGAGCAGUGGUUGGAGGAGUGGGGCUUGACAGCUGAACCUGAGUGGGCAACGCCUGCGUAAAUCUAGGCAUUGGACAGCAGAAAAUGUAUUCCAUCUCAUAACUCAUUUCUCUUAUUCGUACCCAAUUCAUCAAAUUUUGGUCGUGCGGCUCAGGUACAGAGAUGUCUGCACGACAUGGUCUUGG
Molecule: messenger RNA, 1720 nt
Organism: Serpula lacrymans var. lacrymans S7.9
Lineage: Eukaryota; Fungi; Basidiomycota; Agaricomycetes; Boletales; Serpulaceae
Exons: 13
Coding region: 475-1596 (373 amino acids)
Source: RefSeq, a predicted model, not a curated record